Penicillium pulvis is the source of this 3639-nucleotide messenger RNA. RefSeq names its product mismatch repair ATPase MSH6. The coding region runs from base 1 to 3639 and encodes 1212 amino acids. NCBI's taxonomy places the organism in Eukaryota, Fungi, Ascomycota, Eurotiomycetes, Eurotiales, Aspergillaceae. Gene Ontology annotation, cellular component: nucleus; MutSalpha complex. The transcript is spliced from 5 exons. The record is from RefSeq and is a predicted model, not a curated record. Gene Ontology annotation, biological process: mismatch repair. Gene Ontology annotation, molecular function: mismatched DNA binding; ATP-dependent DNA damage sensor activity; ATP binding.
AUGGCCAAGGCCGAUGCCUCAUCGCCCACCGGGACGCCGCCCUCAACUGCGCUGAAGCGAACGACUUCCAGCACCCAGAACAUGAAAAGCCAGAAGUCGAUUCUGGGUUUCUUCCAGAAAUCAUCCCCUGCCACUCCCUCAUCCGCCAAACCCCGCGAACCUGCAUCGUCACCCGCCCAGCGAGCCUCCGAGAACCGCGGUGCUAGCGCGACAAAACAAACACCUGGAACGCAGAAGAGAAGCUUCUCGAGUUUCGCGGCAGAUUUGAGUCCCGUACCAAGUAGUGAUUUACCUGUUCCGGACGAAGAUGAGGAGGAUGCUGGUGUGAAGACAAAAGACGAUAAAGCGCAAGAUACCACAAUGUCUCCUUCUCGUCGGGCCAAGAAGAAGCAGGUCAGUUACAAGGAGUCUGAUUCGGAGGGCGAAGAGGACGACGAGGUCAUUUUCCGCCCAAGCCGGAAGAAUGGUCGGGCUAGUAAAAGACAAAAGACUGUUGUGGAGAGUGACGAAGAAGAAUUUAAAGAGGCUGCGGAUGAUGCUGGAUACUCAGAUGAUGAUAUGGACGACUUCGUUGUUGCCGAUGACUCAGAUGAAGACGCUGCACCUGCGCCGAAGCGCAAGAGACCUGCCACUCAGUCACGCAAGACUUCGAACCAGUCGUCAUCUGCGCCGCCUCCUCCACCAGCGGACGAUGACAUCGAUCUUGACAUCCCCGAGGGAUCAGCCGGGACUGCGCAACAGUGGAAAUUUGAUCCUGAGAACAACGCACCCCGAAAGGAGCGUGUGGUGGAAACGAAAUCAGCCUCAAAGGGGCCCGCGAGAAAAGAGAAGGCCCACGUCAAGGAGCCUGAAGACCGAUAUCCUUGGCUUGCGAAUAUCAAAGAUAUUGAUGGUAACCCUCAGGGACACCCCGAGUAUGAUCCUCGAACUAUCUACAUUCCCCCUCUUGCCUGGUCCAAAUUCUCGCCAUUCGAGAAGCAGUACUGGGAGAUUAAGCAGAAGUUUUGGGACACCGUGGUGUUCUUCAAGAAGGGAAAGUUUUACGAGCUGUACGAGAAUGAUGCCACCAUUGGUCAUCAGCUGUUUGAUUUGAAACUUACUGAUCGAGUCAAUAUGCGAAUGGUUGGUGUUCCGGAGAUGAGUUUGUCUCACUGGGCAAAUCAAUUCGUGGCCAAGGGAUUUAAGAUUGCCCGCGUUGACCAGUCCGAAUCUGCGCUGGGCAAGGAAAUGCGCGAGAGAGAUGCCAAGAAGGGUGGGAAGGAAGACAAGAUUAUCAAGCGUGAGCUGGCGUGCGUCCUCACAACCGGUACCCUCGUCGAAGGGUCGAUGCUCCAGGAUGACAUGUCUACCUACUGUGUUGCUAUUAAAGAGGCUAUUGUGGAUGACCUUCCCGCAUUCGGUAUUGCUUUUGUUGAUACAGCUACGGGCCAAUUUUUCAUGUCUGAGUUUGUCGACGAUGUGGAUUUGACUAAGUUUGAGACCUUUGUUGCGCAGACCCGCCCUCAAGAAUUGUUGCUUGAAAAGUCUUGCGUCUCGACGAAGACAAUGCGCAUUCUGAAGAACAACACUGGACCCACCACGCUUUGGAAUCACCUGAAGCCAGGCAGAGAGUUCUGGGAAGCCGAUAUUACGCUCAAAGAGCUUGAAGCAGCGGAGUACUUCGUGUCCCCAGAUGAUGAGAACAUCAAGGCUUGGCCUGAAACACUUCGCCAGGCUCGUGAGAAAGAACUGGUUAUGUCGGCUUUCGGUGCUCUGGUUCAAUACCUGCGCGUUCUCAAGAUUGACCAGGAUCUGAUUACCAUUGGCAACUUCACAUGGUACGACCCUAUCAAGAAGGCUUCCAGCCUGGUGCUGGACGGUCAAACUUUGAUCAACAUGGAAAUUUUCGCCAACUCAUAUGAUGGAGGUAUCGAGGGCACUUUGUUCCAACUUCUCAACUGCUGCAUCACACCCUUCGGCAAACGAACAUUUAAGCAAUGGGUUUGCCACCCGCUGAUGGACGCAAAGAGAAUCAAUGCCCGUCUAGAUGCCGUUGACGCUUUGAACGCCGAUCCAAGUAUUCGCGACCAGUUCUCCUCGCAAUUGACCAAGAUGCCUGACUUGGAACGAUUGAUUUCUCGAGUCCACGCUGGACAGUGCAAGGCCCAGGACUUUGUGCGUGUCCUGGAGGGCUUCGAGCAGAUUGAUUACACCAUGGGUCUUCUUAAAGAAUCUGGUGCUGGCGAGGGUAUCAUCGGACAGUUGAUCUCCGGAAUGCCUGACAUGACUGACCUUCUGGGUUACUGGAAGACGGCCUUUGAUCGACCCAAGGCCAAGGAAAAUGGCAUUCUCGUUCCAGAGCCUGGUGUUGAGGAGGAUUUUGAUAAUUCGCAAGCGGUCAUUGAGCAACUGCACAAAGAUCUGGAUAAUAUCCUCAAGAAGUCACGCCGUGAUCUCGGUUCUACUUCCAUCUGCUACCGUGACAAUGGUAAGGAGAUUUAUCAGCUCGAAGUGCCCGUCAAAGUGAAGAACAUCCCCAAGAACUGGGAUCAAAUGUCUGCUACCAAGCAGGUUAAGCGAUACUAUUUCCCAGAGCUCCGAAGCCUUAUCCGUAAGCUGCAAGAGGCCCAAGAAACCCACAGCCAAAUUGUCAAGGAGGUAGCCGGCCGCUUCCAUGCUCGAUUUGAUGAGCACUACGGUACUUGGCUCGCGGCUGUCCGCAUCAUCUCCCAGCUGGACUGCCUGAUCAGUCUGGCGAAGGCUUCUUCAUCUCUUGGUCAACCCAGCUGCCGGCCUGUCUUUGUUGAGGAUGAACGAAGCGUCCUGGAGUUUGAGGAGCUCCGCCACCCCUGUCUUCUUUCUUCCGUCGAAGAUUUCAUUCCCAACGAUGUCAAGCUCGGUGGUAACAAACCCAACAUCGACCUGCUUACCGGUGCCAAUGCCGCCGGAAAGUCCACCCUCCUUCGCAUGACCUGUGUUGCCGUAAUCAUGGCACAGAUCGGCUGUUACUUGCCCUGUCAAUCCGCACGACUCACCCCAGUCGACCGCAUCAUGUCGCGUCUGGGAGCCAAUGACAACAUCUUUGCCGCCCAGUCUACCUUCUUCGUCGAACUAUCCGAAACCAAGAAGAUUCUCUCCGAAGCCACACCGAGGUCCCUGGUGAUCCUCGACGAGCUUGGCCGUGGAACCAGUUCGUACGACGGUGUCGCCGUCGCACAAGCCGUGCUCCACCACAUUGCCACACACAUUGGUGCAAUGGGCUUCUUCGCUACACAUUACCACUCCCUCGCUGCGGAAUUCGAGAACCACCCCGAAAUCGCCCCGAAGCGCAUGGCUAUCCAUGUCGACGAUACCGAGCGCCGUGUAACAUUCCUAUACAAACUUGAAAAUGGUGUUGCGGAGGGCAGUUUCGGUAUGCACUGUGCAGCUAUGUGUGGUAUCUCCAACAAGGUCAUUGAGCGUGCCGAAGAGGCUGCUCAGCAGUGGGAGCAUACCAGUCGCUUGAAAGAGAGCUUGGAGCGCCGUAAGGGCGGUGGUUACGUUGGCCUUGGCUGGUGGAGUGAUGUUGCCUGGGCGUUGCGAGAGUCGACUUCUGAAGGCGCGGACGAAGUUACUGACCUUGGUCUUGAGGUUUUGCGCAAAGCUAUCGAGUCACUUUGA